ACUGCGCAACCUGUCGCGCAUUAGCACGGUCCAUUGGAAAAGCUUAUGGGUCCAUCAGCCAUUGGAUGGGAAACGGAUGAGGUGGCUAAAGUUAGUCAGAGAAUCCAGGCCGCCCUCUAACCCUAGUUUCAUUCUUUUUUUCUAAUUUUCAAAUUAGGUUUUUUUUUAAGGAAUGGAGGCCCUAACCUCCUAAUGUUCUUUGGGCUUUGGGCUUUGAGAUUCAAGUUCUGGCCUGUGAUUGCCUCUUUUCUUAUUCCCGUGCGUUUUUAUUUUUACGUAUUUUCGGGGUAUUUUUGUUCCGAUUUUCGAUUCGUGAGGUUUACUUGAUCUUUUUGCAAACUUCUUUCUGAACCUGUCACAGCUUGAUAUUGCGCAUCUAUGGCUUAAGUUUGGUUUGGAUCCAUGGAGUUUCGAAUUAGUAUUUUGCGUUUGAAUUUUCGGCCUUGUUCUUGGCUUUCACUUUUCUCUUUCUGUUCUUGUGCUUCCGGGAGGAAUCGCACGAGGAGCGCACGCCUGCAAGAGCGGCUCCAGUCCGAGGUGCGUGGCUAGCGGAGCCGCUGGCUCAGCGGGGCGCGCUCGAGGCGAGCAGCUCCCGGCGGCGGCGGCCGGCGCGCUGCAGCAGGAAGACAGCGCUUGCGGCGGCUGCAGCUCUCGGAGCGAGCUGGCCGAGCAGGCCGUGAGGCACGCGGCCCACGCUCGGUCCGGCCAGGAAGGGCUAGCGGCCGGUCCACUCGGCUCGAGAAGGCGCGGUGGCCUCGCGGUCCAGCAGAGAGGCCGAGGAGCCCCAUUCCCAUGCGGGGGCACAGCGCGGCCCGAAGCGAGGGAAGCGGCCCAGGUCGGUGGGAGCAACUGUCGGCCUAGGAAAGGGCGCCACAGGCGGCUUGCGCAGGGCCCACAUCACCAGCCAUCAGCUUGCGGCCCAGGUGCACCAGGCGGCACAGCAGCACAGCAACAAGAAAGCACCGUGACUCCGUGAGCCUAUUUUCUUCUUCUUCUCUUCUCGCAUUUAUUUAUUUCCUGUUGUUAUGCUAUGACUAGUUUUCUAGUUAAUUAGUGUUUAAUCUUUCUGAUUGUUUUUAAAUCUUUGCAUGCUUAAUUAGCUAAUUUAAAUUAGUUUUUAUUCCUGCUAAUAUUAGUUAAUUUAUGCAUGCUUAGUUAAGGUGCUUUAGAAGUAAUUUAGCUUGUUUUUCGGAGCAAGUUUUUCUUCGCCAUACUUUUUGUGUUGGUUCGUUUUGUGUUAAAUACUUCUAAUUGUUCCUAUGAUAAGCGUGUCACCAGUAGGCUCGUGUCAUCUUGGCGAUUAGAAAAGAUGUGUUUGGGCAGUGAUUUGGAGUGUGUUUUUCGUAUGAUUUUUUUUAUCCGCUCCUGUUCACCUCCUCUGGUCCCACAAUGGGCCCGAGUCAAGGAUCAUCCUUGUUUCGUCAACGUUCGGGGGAAGAGGACCGGUGAAAGGAACGGGGGCAAUCAGGACGGAUGCGAUGGUAAUAGACCCGGUAACGGGUGGACAGCUUUGGAGAUUCACAGGCUUCUAUGGGGAAUCGAGAAGAGAGCUUGGUUACAGAAGCUGGGAUCUACUCAAAUACCUUAACACGCAGAGUGCAAGUCCUUGGCUCUGCGCGGGGGAUUUCAAUGAAAUUCUUGACGCAAGUGAACAGUUUGGGGGCCUCACCAGAUCGGAGAGACAGAUGGAUGGUUUUCGGGACGCUGUCGAUACAUGUGGUUUCUUUGAUUUGGGUUUUAUUGGUCUACCUUACAUGUGGGAUAACCGGCAGCAAGGGGAUAGCAAUAUAAAGGUCAGAUUGGAUAGAGCUUUUGCAAACUCAUUUUUUUUCUGAUCUAUUCCGUGACAUAAGGGUGUGGCACUGCCAAACCACUGAGUCUGACCAUUGCUGCCUAAUGAUUAAGUGCGCCACUUCCAAUGCGAAAGGGAGAGGCGCUCGAAUUUUUCAAUAUGAAAAUAUGUGGAGACGACAUCCGGAGUACAAGGAGUUUGUCGAUCAUGUGUGGGGGGAUGGUGACAACAUCCAGAAUCUAGGGCAGUUAAAGGCCUCCCUAAAUCAAGUUCAGGGUGAACUCUAGGACUGGGACAGAUCGGUGUUUGGACAUGUGAAAAAGAACUUAGCUGAACUUCGUAAAGCACUUGAGCAGGAAAGGGGAAGGCUGCUGCGAUCGGGACCGUCAAGAAUAGAGAGGCGUCUUAUGGCGCAAAUUUCAGAAUUACUAGCUCGAGAGGAGGAGCUAGAGAAGCAAAGAUCACGUCUUACCUGGCUUAAAGAUGGAGAUCGCAAUACGGAAUUCUUCCAAGCCAAAUCAAAGGAAAGAGCUAGGAAGAAUCGGAUUGAGUCGCUGCAAAAUGAACAGGGCGACGUGGUGACUGAUCAACAGGAUUUGGAAGCACUUGCUGUGGAUUUCUAUUCAAAUCUGUUCACGGCUCAGCCUAAUUUGGAACCGGAACAGAUAGUGCAGCACGUGCCGCAUCGUGUCACAGAUGAUAUGAAUGAGGGUUUAUGUAAACCGUUCACGGCGGAUGAAGUCAGGAGGGCUCUAUUUAUGAUGGGCCCAAACAAAGCACCUGGGCCGGAUGGUUUUACGGCAGGUUUCUAUCAGCAUCAUUGGGAUAUUGUUGGCCCGUGUGUUACUCGGGCGGUUCUGAAUUUUUUGAAUGGAGGGGAACUCCCACCAGAUGUUAAUAGUACUACCAUAGUACUUAUCCCAAAGUGUAAGAACCCGCAGAACCUAAAGCAAUUUCGACCUAUCUCUUUAUGUAAUGUUGUUUAUAAAAUUUGCUCUAAGGUCAUUGCUAACAGACUGCGAGAGGUUCUUGAUGAUAUUAUUUCAGUGGAGCAGAGUGCAUUUGUCCCGGGAAGAUUAAUCACGGACAAUGUGCUAGUGGUGUAUGAGUGCACACACUAUCUGAAGCGAAAGAAAGGAAAAUCUGGUGCGUGUGCAAUUAAGUUGGACAUGGCCAAAGCCUAUGACAGAGUGGAGUGGGAGUACCUCAGAAGCAUCAUGCUAAAGCUGGGCUUUCGUGAGUCCUUUGUGACUUUAAUUCUGAGGUGUGUCAAUUCUGUUUGCUUCUCUGUCAAAUUGAAUGGACACCUAUCAGAGGUGUUCAAACCUUCCAGGGGGAUUCGGCAAGGAGAUCCGAUAUCACGCUAUAUGUUCCUUCUUUGUAGCGAAGGCUUAUCCUGCUUACUAAAGACAGUUGGUCCGAUGCACUUAUCCAGAGGAGUGAGAGUUGGUGUUCAUGCUCCAUGGAUCUCGCAUUUGCUCUUUGCGGAUGAUUGCUUAGUUUUUGCUGAAGCGUCGCUCAGAGGGGCCAGCAGACUGCAGGAAAUACUAAAUACUUAUGGAAGAGGUUCAGGCCAAUUGGUUAAUAGAGAUAAAUCUUCAGUUUUCUUCAGUCGGAACUGCACUGAUAAUAUGAAGAACGAAGUCCGAGAAACUCUGGCUAUUGAGAAUGAAGCAUUGGCAGAGAAAUAUCUGGGCCUUCCUACAACUCUUGGUAGGGCAAUCAAAGGAGUUUUUGUAACAAUGCCGAAUAGAAUUAACGGCCUAAUUCGGGGCUGGAGAUGCAGAGAGGCUAGCUGUGCAGGUAGGGAGAUACUUCUGAAGUCUGUCGCACAGGCAGUGCCUACCUAUCCGAUGUCUUGCUUUCUCCUACCUAUUGAUACCUGCAAAAAAAAUGAAGAGUGCAAUAGCCAACUACUGGUGGGGGAGCUCAGCAGAUAGCUCACGUAUACAUUGGCAAAGCUGGGAGCAUCUUACAAAGCCAAAGGCAAAAGGUGGAAUGGGUUUCAGGGACCUACCACUUUUUAAUCUUGCAAUGCUGGGAAAGCAAGGUUGGAGGUUGAUGGAGAGACCUGACUCACUAUGUGCUCGUGUGCUGAAAGGUAGAUACUUCCAUGACAAGGACUUCCUGGAGGACAAGGAAAAAACAUGCAAGCCAUACGUGGCGUGCAAUCCUUGCAGGAAGGGAUGUUCUAACAAAAGGACUUGUGAGGAGGAUUGGUGAUGGGACGACCACAAGUAUAUGGAGGGAGAAAUGGAUAGCAAAUCAUUUCAGUGGAAGGCAAAUAUCAUCUGAAACUCAGGAGGUCCAACUGGUGUCAGAUCUUUUAACACCAAGUGGACAAUGGAAUGAAAGUUUGAUCCGGGAAAUUUUUGUGCAUUUUGAUGCUGAAGCAAUUCUGCGUACACCGUGUAGAGGACUAAAUGCAGAUACCUGGUCUUGGGCAAAGGAAAAACAUGGUAUGUACACAGUCCGUUCAGCAUACCAGAUGCUUAAUGAUGACAGAUGUCGGCUUCUACAGGGAGAUGGGCCUGGGUCAUCUAGUGAUGGUGACUAGAAGUUAAUCUGGAAGCUAGAAGUGCCACCGAAAGUGAGAAUUUUCUGAUGGAGGGUAAUGCAUGAAUUCUUGCCCGCUAAACAGAUUCUUCACAGAAGACACAUUGAGCGUAUUGCAGCUUGUGAAGUCUGUGGGGCGGAGAGGGAGACAAUCAGGCAUGUCUUACUGGAAUGCACGAUGGCUAAAGUCUUUUGGGAACACACUAAAAAGCUGGCAGGAGUGAAGUUACCUCACCCGCAUCAGGAUACUUGGGCAAGGGACCUCCUGCUAGCGAAAGUUUGCUCAAGAAGGGAGGCUGCUGUGAUAAUGUGUGGAAUGUGGGCGCUAUGGAUGGCAAGAAACCGAAGACGCCAUGGGGAAAGGCCCAUCCCAGUGCAGCAAGCGGUGUUCUGGGCUAGAGACACAGCCUUUGAUCUCUGGCAGAUUUUACAUAGCAAGAAUGGAAACCAGCCGGCCCGUGACGUGUUGAGAUGGAAGCCUCCAGAGAUCGACUGGAUGAAAUGCAACGUUGAUGGGGCUUACUAUCCUGUUGACGGUUCUGAUGCGAUCGGGCUAGUUCUACGUGACCACCGGGGUGCCUUUGCAGGAACGCGAGCUAGAUGGCAAAAUCAUUCUCUGGAUGCUUUGUCCAUGGAAGCGCAGGCUGCAAAGGAAGGAAUAGAGUUCGCCCUUGAAAAAGGUGCCAGGAAUUUGAUUUUGGCGACGGAUUGCCAGGAAUUAGUCAAGUUAUGGGAGCUGGGUGUUUGUCAACGCUCGCUGAUUUCUCCAAUCUUGGCGGACAUUCAACAACGAAGCCGGAGCUCAGAUGGGUUUGUCUUAUUGUUUGAAGGUAGACUUUGUAAUAGAGUAGCCCAUCAAUGCACAAAACUUGUAUCGAGUAGUUCGCUGGUGGAGGAGUGGCCUUGUCCACCACCAGAGCUGCAUGACCUGCUCGCUGCAGAUUGUAAAAACUUUGUGAUUCCGUAAUGAAAGCUCCGGUGUUGCACAAAAAAAAAAGUUAAGGUGCUUUAGAAGUAAUUUAGCUUGUUUUUCGGAGCAAGUUUUUCUUCGCCAUACUUUUUGCGUUGCUUCGCUUUGUGUUAAAUACUUCUAAUUGUUCCUAUGAUAAGCGUGUCACCAGUAGGCUCGUGUCAUCUUGGCGAUUAGAAAAGAUGUGUUUGGGCAGUGAGUUGGAGUGCGUUUUUUGUAUGAUUUUUUUUAUCAGCUCCCGUUCACCUCCUCUGGUCCCACAAUGGGCCCGAGUCAAGGAUCAUCCUUGUUUCGUCAACGUUCGGGGGAAGAGGACCGGUGAAAGGAACGGGGGCAAUCAGGACCUAGUCCUUGCUUACAUUGGUGCCGACUGAGGAGCACAUCACAGCGGUGGAAGAGGGCCAGCGGAAAGAUAGGGCGGAAAAAGAGAGGAGAGAAGGGCAUGUCGCUUAUAGAUAGGCUCCAUAUGUCAGCGGGUCCAAGCUCAGCACACCUGGCUAAAACCGGUUUGCAAAACCAGCUGAAAGGGUUAAGUAAACGGUUUUGUGAAGUUGAAGGGUAAAAUAUUUGGGUUUUUUUUUAGUUGGAGGGUGAAUGGUGAUGCAGUCCAACCAUAAUAGUUUUUUUUCGGGGGGAGGGGGUUUCUGUAGAUUUCUUCCUCGUUUGGUUGGUCUGAUGAUAAAUUGCGCUGCUUGGUCUCACUUGAAAGUGGAAUAGAAAUUGGGAUAUUCUGCAGGGGGCAAAAGGAUCAUGUUUAGGCAACAAGAAAAAAAAAAGGUGAUCAAAGAUUCCUGAAAGCUGAUAAAUUGUGCAUAUCUUGGUCCAGUUUGUGGAUAUCAUCCAGUUGUCGGAACUGGUUGCAGUGCUGUAGUUUAGUCGUGCACAGAAGCCUCCCAUUUUACUCUGGCAAAGCAUUCUUUAUUCAAGAAUUCUGAGAUGUCUGUAGCUGUUUGCUAAUAACAAUGUUUAGUUCAGCUGACAUAGAAAACAGUACUUUGUGUUAAAAAAAAACGAACCGGCAGGAGGAUCUGCCUGUUGUAAGGAGGGAGGCUAGACAGCCCUUCAGAGAGUA
Panicum virgatum (switchgrass) is the source of this 6390-nucleotide messenger RNA. RefSeq lists its product as uncharacterized. The record is from RefSeq and is a predicted model, not a curated record. The transcript has 2 exons. Gene Ontology annotation, molecular function: RNA-DNA hybrid ribonuclease activity; nucleic acid binding. Bases 4407 to 5315 code for a protein of 302 amino acids. Lineage: Eukaryota; Viridiplantae; Streptophyta; Magnoliopsida; Poales; Poaceae.